Molecule: messenger RNA, 1910 nt
Organism: Syzygium oleosum
Lineage: Eukaryota; Viridiplantae; Streptophyta; Magnoliopsida; Myrtales; Myrtaceae
Product: valencene synthase-like
Exons: 9
Coding region: 1-1890 (629 amino acids)
Biological process (GO): diterpenoid biosynthetic process
Molecular function (GO): terpene synthase activity; magnesium ion binding
Source: RefSeq, a predicted model, not a curated record
AUGGCCCGGGUGAACAGUAAUGGGCUCGGCACGGGCGAGGGCACGACGGGUGCGCUGGCCGGUAGUUUCGGCACGGCGCUCAGCCACGGCUGGGCACACGGCCCGACGCUCGGCCACAGGCAGGGACAGCAGCUGUCCGGCCAAGGCGACGGCGGCGACGGCGGCUUAGGAGGGGGAAGCUGGGUGGUUGCGGCGAGCUACGGCGGUGGGUUGAGCGACGGCGGCGGCGAAGAGCUCGGCCAUAACAGGGAGAGGCCGGGGAAGAGAAAAACAGAGGGAGGGGAGGUUGCACGGUGGUCGGGGCGGCACGGCAAGCGGCGGCUUGGCGACAUAGAACCGGCUGAUGAGUGGCUGAGCAGCACCAAGCGAGCUGCCGGCGCGAAUUUAAAAUUGAUAGAUCAAAUCCAACGCUUAGGAAUUGCCUACCAUCUUGAAAUUGAGAUAGAUGAGCAGCUGGAACAAAUCCAUAGAAGCUAUUUCAGAUUUCACUACGGCGAUGAUGACGACCUGCACACGGUCGCUCUUCUCAUUCGAUUGUUGCGGCAACAAGGUUACACAAUUUCAAGUGAAAUCUUUAACAAGUUCAAGGACAGUAAAGGGAAUUUCAGCAAAUCACUCAUUGCCGGCGUGCAGGGACUACUAAGUCUAUUUGAAGCUUGCCAUCUAGGGUUUCCUGGCAAUGACAAAUUGAAUGAUGCAUUUGCUUUUACUAUAACUCACCUUGAAUCAAUUGAUAAAGGAAAAGCGAGCCCUAAUCUCAAAAAACAAGUUAGACAUGCCCUAAACCAACCAAUCCAUGAGGGAAUACCAAGGCUAGAGGUGAGGCGUUACAUUCCACUUUACCAAGAGGAGCCUUCGCAUAAUGACGUCCUGCUAUCCUUGGCUAAACUCGAUUUCAACUCAUUGCAAGAGCAACACAUUGAUUCAUCCAAUUACAAUUUAUCCGGAGCUAAAUAUCAUUUGUGGUGGAAGGAUUCAGAUGUAGAAAGGAAGUUCCCAUUUGCCAGAGAUAGGCUUGUGGAGAUGUAUCUCUGGAUGUCAGGAGUUUAUUUCGAGCCUGAGUAUGAAGCCGCUAGGGAAAUACUAACUAAAGUGGCCUAUGUGGUUUCCAUUAUCGAGACAUCUAUGAUGUCUAUGGCACAUCGGAAGAAUUGGAACUCUGUGAUAUCUUCUGAACUUGACCUGAGGUGGGACGUCGAUGCCAAAGAUGGAUUGCCAGGGUAUAUGCAAGUGUGUUACAAGAUACUUUUUGAUUUGUAUGAUGAAAUUGGCUAUGAGAUGAAAAACCAAGUGAGAGCAUACUUCGCCGAAGCCAAAUGGUUCCACCAAAACCAUGUACCGACAAUGGAGGAGUACAUGCCCCUUGCAUUAGCAACCUUUGCUGUUGAAUUGCUAUUGGUGACGUUGUUGCUAGGAAUGGGAGAUAUCGUAACAAAAGGUGCUUUUGACUGGUUGUUAUUCGGCGACCCCAAGAUGGUGGAGGUUGUGAAAUUAGUCGGUCGGCUCAUGGGUGACAAUGCCGGACACAAGUUUGAGCAAGAGAGAGGUCAUGGGGCAUCUUCAGUGGAGUGUUUCAUGAAACAGUACGGAGUUAUGGAGGAAGAGGCUAAGGAGGAGCUCCAUAAACAAGUGGCCGAUGGGUGGACGGACAUUAACGAAGAGAUGCACCGUCCGAUCAUCAUCCUUGGGCAACUCCUCAAGCGAAUUCUCAAUUUUACACGAUCCAUGCAUGUGGUGUAUAAAGAGGAGAUAGACCUCUACACUCAUGCUGGAACCAAGUUAAAAGAGCAUGUCAAAUUCUCUGCACGUCGACCCAUUGCCAGUGUGAUGGUUUGGAAGAACAAGUUUCUCUGGCCUGAGAGCCCCCUUUUAUCUGUGGAUUUCGAAUGAAAUAAAUUAAGGAGUCUGUA